This is a messenger RNA of Sus scrofa (pig), 1207 nucleotides long. It is a transcript of the gene LSM1, whose product is annotated as LSM1 homolog, mRNA degradation associated. NCBI's taxonomy places the organism in Eukaryota, Metazoa, Chordata, Mammalia, Artiodactyla, Suidae. The record is from RefSeq and is a predicted model, not a curated record. Gene Ontology annotation, molecular function: mRNA binding. Gene Ontology annotation, cellular component: P-body; Lsm1-7-Pat1 complex. Gene Ontology annotation, biological process: deadenylation-dependent decapping of nuclear-transcribed mRNA.
CUUGAGAGUUGAAGGACUGAGGUCGGUGACUCUGGGGUCUAGGAAGCAGGACAGCAAGGGGCGCCACCGUGUACCUUAAAAGGGAGAACGCAUUUCCCCACUACGUAUCCAAUCUAGGUUUCUCUUCCCCUCUUGUCAAGGACGUGGAAAGGGUGCCUCGGGACCUCACUACGGUCCCGCCUCUUCCUGAGCACCGGCACGUGAUGCCGGAAGUGGGUGGGAGUAAUAUGGCGACGUUUCCGGCAGGCCCCGGCGGCUGAAAGCCGGGCCGGAGGUGCUACUCUGGGUCCGGGUUCUUGUCCCGGUGCCGCCGAGGCGGCGACUGCGGUAGGAAGAAGGAAGUGUUGGACGAGUUGGCCCACCACCGCUAUACGUUGCGCCUCAUUUCAACUCAAAAUGAACUAUAUGCCCGGCACCGCUAGCCUCAUCGAGGACAUCGACAAAAAGCACUUGGUUCUGCUUCGAGAUGGAAGGACACUUAUAGGCUUUUUAAGAAGCAUUGAUCAAUUUGCUAACUUAGUGCUACAUCAGACUGUGGAGCGUAUUCAUGUGGGCAAAAAAUACGGUGAUAUUCCUCGAGGGAUUUUUGUGGUCAGAGGAGAAAAUGUGGUCCUACUAGGAGAAAUAGACUUAGAAAAGGAGAGUGAUACACCCCUCCAGCAAGUGUCUAUUGAAGAGAUCCUGGAAGAACAGAGGGUGGAGCAGCAGGCCAGGCUGGAAGCCGAGAAGCUGAAGGUCCAGGCCCUUAAGGACCGAGGCCUCUCCAUCCCCCGAGCAGAUACUCUGGAUGAGUAUUAAGUCUUUUCUCAGAGGCUGUUGCUCUUGGGGAGCAGGGGCUGUCACUAAAUGAAAGUGGAGUCCUGAUCACCUUUGACUCAAGACUGUAGAGCUUUGAAAAGCCAUUUUUAUUUUGAAUUCUUUCCCAUAUGCAACAUGAAGAAAUCAUGUAUUUGGGUUUUUUUUUUUUUUUCUUUUUAAUAACAAAAUCACCAUUUGAAGAAACAGUGGCAUGGACUCGUUUCACACGUCAUUGUGGAGCCAGCAGCUGCUUUUCUGUAUUAAUCUCCUCACCCCACAUUGGAGGAUUUAGGGGACAGUCUUCAUUUACUUGUAAAUAAAGGAUGGGGUCUAAAAUUUUCGAUGUUACUUCCCAAGUUUGAGUUUCUCCAAUGAAUGGACAUGAUUAAAUUUCUUCUCUCAAAGGGGU